Colletotrichum graminicola M1.001 is the source of this 1182-nucleotide messenger RNA. RefSeq lists its product as uncharacterized. NCBI's taxonomy places the organism in Eukaryota, Fungi, Ascomycota, Sordariomycetes, Glomerellales, Glomerellaceae. Gene Ontology annotation, molecular function: protein binding; histone H3 acetyltransferase activity. The coding region runs from base 1 to 1182 and encodes 393 amino acids. The transcript has 3 exons. Gene Ontology annotation, cellular component: histone acetyltransferase complex. The record is from RefSeq and is a predicted model, not a curated record. Gene Ontology annotation, biological process: chromatin remodeling; positive regulation of transcription by RNA polymerase II.
AUGAAGGAAGAGACUGCGAAGCGCAAGGCUGAGGACGAGCCAUCCUCGCCGAUCGCGACAAAACGGGUCAAGCACAAUGAGUCGGCCGAGCCAGAGAAGAAGCCGGCGAUGAAGCCUAUCCCUUUUCCCGAGAAGCCUGCCGUCAUCGAAGAACGAACCGGCGAGAUCGAGUUCCGAGUGGUCAACAACGACAACGAGCGCGAGUCCCUCAUCAUUCUCACCGGCCUUAAAUGUAUUUUUCAGAAGCAGCUCCCCAAGAUGCCGAAAGACUACAUCGCGCGUCUCGUCUACGAUCGGACCCACUUAUCAAUCGCCAUCGUUAAGAAGCCCCUCGAAGUCGUCGGUGGCAUCACGUACCGCCCGUUCAAGGGCCGCCAGUUUGCCGAAAUCGUCUUCUGUGCCAUCAGCUCCGACCAGCAGGUCAAGGGUUAUGGCGCGCAUCUCAUGUCCCAUCUCAAGGACUACGUCAAGGCCACGAGCGACGUGAUGCACUUCCUCACCUACGCCGACAACUACGCCAUCGGAUACUUCAAGAAGCAAGGAUUCACCAAGGAAAUCACACUCGAUAAAAGCGUGUGGAUGGGUUACAUCAAGGACUACGAGGGCGGUACGAUUAUGCAGUGUUCAAUGCUGCCGCGGAUUCGGUAUCUCGAAAUGGGCCGCAUGCUGCUCAAGCAAAAGGAGUGCGUGCAGGCCAAGAUCCGCGCAUAUUCCAAAUCGCACAUUGUACACAGCCCUCCGAAGGAGUGGAAGUCCGGCGCGAAACCCAUCGACCCGCUUAGCAUCGAUGCCAUCCGCGCAUCCGGCUGGUCCCCGGACAUGGACGAACUCGCGCGGCAGCCUCGCCACGGCCCCAACUACAACCAACUUCUCCAUCUCCUCAACGACCUGCAGAAUCACCAAUCGGCGUGGCCCUUUCUCGUACCCGUCAAUAAGGAUGACGUCGCCGAUUACUACGAGGUCAUCAAGGAGCCCAUGGACCUCAGUACCAUGGAGACCAAGCUCGAGGCGGACCAGUACGCCACGCCCGAGGACUUUAUCCGCGACGCCAAGCUCAUCUUUGAUAACUGCCGCAAGUACAACAACGAGUCCACACCGUACGCGAAGAGCGCCAACAAGCUGGAGAAGUACAUGUGGCAGCAGAUCAAGGCCAUCCCCGAGUGGUCUCACCUCGAGCCGUAG